AUCAGACAUUGCUCUGUUCGUCAUUGCUUAGUGCACCGUUUCCCAUCCUCUCUGGACUUGCGGAUCACUCACCGUCAACCCUCAAAUAUUUCCACGGAUCAUCAUGCAACCCAAUUAAUGUAUUUUCUCAAUUAAAACUACAGUCCUCUGAAUCGUAGUUACCCGCAUAAAUUCCGCGGACCUUUCCCCAUGGACUUGGGGACCCACGCGGUCCACGGGUUCGGAGCCACAGAUCUGAAGACCACGUCAGAGAACAGACUCUUUACUCUCCAAGAGACACCUUCAGAAACUGGCGUCCAGACCGACCACUCGCCACCACCCCUCCCGACACGGGCAGCAGACGACUCCAGUGGUUCGGCAUCGUCUCCCACCCCCCCACUUCUCGUGUCACAGACAGGGGACACACGUCCUCGUCACCCCUCGGCAGUCAGAGUCCCAGGUGUCCGCAAUGUCGCAGUGGGGUGGUGGCGCUGCGUGUGGCGUGUGCAACCAGCGCGUGUACCACGCGGAGGAGGUGCAGUGCGCGGGGGGCAGCUUCCACAAGUCCUGCUUUCUGUGCCAGGUUUGCCGCAAGAACCUGGACAGCACGACGGUGGCGUCGCAUGGCUCGGAGAUCUUCUGCAAGUCCUGCUAUGCCAAGAAGCAUGGCCCCAAAGGCUACGGCUACGGGCAGGGCGCGGGGACGCUCAGCAUGGACUCGGGCGAGCACCUCGGCAUCAAGCCCGACGACUCGGCGCGGCCCGGCGGCUGGGGAGGCGGCGGUGGGGAGUCCGGAGCCUCCAAGGCGGCGGGGAAGUUCGGUGGAGCCGAGAAGUGCUCGCGCUGCGACAAGUCCGUGUACGCGGCCGAGCGCGUCAUCGGGGGCGGGAAGCCGUGGCACAAGCAGUGCUUUCGAUGCGCCAAGUGUGGCAAGGGGCUCGAGUCCACGACGGUGACGGACAAGGACGGCGAGAUUUACUGCAAGGCGUGCUACGCCAAGAACUUUGGCCCCAAAGGCUUUGGCUUCGGACAAGGAGCGGGAGCGUUGGCCCACGCGCAGUGACGCGUGGGCGACCCCCCCCCCCCCACCCCCCCCCCCCCGUUUCUCGCGGACGCAGGAGCCGCCGUUCCCGCCAUCUCUCCGGAAACAAAGCCAGCGGUGGGCGAGGGCUGGCACCAGGCCCUUCUUUCGCCACUCCCCCUCGUCCCCACCUCGUCGUCGGCAGCGACGUCCCGCAUUCCUCCACGCGUGUCCGCGUAUGUUGGGGGAGUGCAAAUUGACACACCGGCACUCGGAGAAGUACAACGAAUACAACGUGUAUUAUUGGGGCCCAUAACUUCACCUAUGGGGCUCCUCAAACUGUCUUAAUGAUUUUAAAUAACCCGACAAAAGCCUCUUAGGCCCCAGAGCAACCUGUGAGAUUAUCUACUGCUUGCACGUGUACACAUGCAAUCCAGAGAUAAUCACACAGGCGAGGUGGAUAAGUGUGUUUGAGACUCCUAAAUUGCUCCGUUGUGAAGGUGGUUAUUAAAAGGGCAGUGGAGCUAGUAGGUUGCUGACCAAUCUGAAUAUAGAGCUUUUAGAAUAACUCUUAUUUGCUUGUGUUGAGAAAUCGGGACAAACAACGGUGUUGGGAAAAAAGUGCCUUCACGCUGAAUUGAGGUUUUCCUGAAUAAUGAAAUCGUUUUUUGUAUAUUCAGUGGGCACUCCCACCUCUUCCAAGAUGUCUGGUCAACAUGGACGAGUAGGCCAAACACCUUCGAGUGGAACUCCCUAGAGAGCAAGCAGUGGAGGCCUUUCUGCCAACUGUGGCAUGAACAAGCGAUUUCAGGUCUGCAACUUUACCUUUGCUUAAUUUUAAUUGCAUUCAAUAACUUGCAAAAUCCCAACAACAUCCGACUAAAUCUUUCAAAACAUCCCUUAAGUGCUCCUAACAUGUUGGAUCCCACGAACCAUAACAGCCUUUCAUAUUUCAACAAGAGCAGGUUUAUUAGGACGGCGCACCGAGUUAGAAAACAGCUCACGAGACCCCCCCUCCACAGCAACCUGGCAACCCAGAACCACAUUCUCACGGCCUCAUAAAUUUAACUGACCGCAGGCUUGCCCAUGACUUGCUGCUUCUUGAUGAGUUGGGGAGACAAUGUUCUCUGGCUAUCACGCUCACCAUAUGCAUGCGAUUCACGUGUUAUGCUGUGGUGAUGAUCGUACACUGGCACAUGUUGGUGUGUCUGUAGAUUGUUAGCUUACGACUUCUGAAGUGGUGCAGCAUUGCGUGAGUCCAGCAUGGGUAAACAAUAUUUGUCAAAGCUUCGGUUGCGCAAUCCUGAAAUAAUUAUAACAGUCGAUUUUAAAUUGAAAGUAAAAAUCAAAAUACAUACAUUAUAAUAUAGCGUUAUAACAUUCAAUAUGUUUUGUUUUAUACUAUGCUUAAGCAUUACGAUCGUUACUUUGCAGGAUGGCUUUAGGGAGGCCUUCAUCCAACAGUUGAUUGAUCAUGGCUGCUGAUGAUUAUGAAGAUACUAACAUAGCAUGCAUUUUCUGAGACUGCUGUAGAUAGACUUGCCCCCAGCCACAAUAACGUGUAAUUUCCACCACUGGAUCAGAAUCGUACAUGAAGAUUCGAAUCCCACCCCCCCAUGUAUGUUACUGUAGGGAAACACUUUCAAAUAUAUAUUUUCAACUAUAAUAAAGUACCAAGUAAAGUUCAGUGUCGGUAUUCGAUAAAUAUACGUAUAUUAUUUCAUAACUUUGCGGGUGAUUUGUAAAACAAAAAGAUGCUGCAUCUACUUACUUGCAAGUUUGGCCAAUGUGAGACAACGAAUACAUAGCGCUUUCCUUUGUUCCAUUUUGAUUUUUUUUUUUUAUCUCGAAGGAUCGUUUACAUUCCACGAGUUGUUUCCACAUUGCUGUUGAAUGUCGAACUGUACAAUUUCUGGGGGUUGCGGCCAGAUGAGCUGAAGGACCUUUAAUAUUCCAUGAAAAAUCUGUAGAGUAGUUUACUUGUUCCUAAGCAUGUCUCGAACAGCAGUCGCCCUUGUUCUGAAGCGCCGUGGUUGAUGCGACUCGGUGGCUUUUGGGGACGCUGGCCAUAGGGCAUUGACCUGAUUGGCACCGAUUGAAACCCUACAUUUGAAUUCUGAGCUUCAGCACGCAAUUUAUUCCGAGAGCGUAAGCUGGCGAAGUGAUGAGUUUCGUGACUGGUUAGUACUCCGACACUGCCCAUUAUGAGCCCCUUAAAAGACUACCGUACAGACAAUGUCGACAUCUGUAGCAAAAAGUAAUCUUAAGUUCAUUAGUUAGAUCUCUACCGCAAAUACACUAGUUUUGCAUCAUGUACGUCUGUUGCGCGAUGAAACGGGAUGAUGUGCCGUUGUCGUCCGAGCAUUUUCACUUUCAUUAAAACCUUGCACCAAA
Molecule: messenger RNA, 3394 nt
Organism: Petromyzon marinus (sea lamprey)
Lineage: Eukaryota; Metazoa; Chordata; Hyperoartia; Petromyzontiformes; Petromyzontidae
Gene: CSRP2
Product: cysteine and glycine rich protein 2
Biological process (GO): muscle tissue development; sarcomere organization
Cellular component (GO): nucleus; Z disc; cytoplasm
Molecular function (GO): structural constituent of muscle; actinin binding
Source: RefSeq, a predicted model, not a curated record